Molecule: messenger RNA, 1075 nt
Organism: Homo sapiens (human)
Lineage: Eukaryota; Metazoa; Chordata; Mammalia; Primates; Hominidae
Gene: TAS2R9
Product: taste 2 receptor member 9
Exons: 1
Coding region: 94-1032 (312 amino acids)
Biological process (GO): G protein-coupled receptor signaling pathway; sensory perception of taste
Cellular component (GO): membrane; plasma membrane
Molecular function (GO): bitter taste receptor activity; G protein-coupled receptor activity
Source: RefSeq, marked reviewed
GUCUAAGAGGCAGACAGAUACAUUGUUCUUCACUGGUCAGCUGAAAGUCAAUUCAUCAUCAGUGAUAUUCAAAAAUCACAAGUCUUUGCUGGCAUGCCAAGUGCAAUAGAGGCAAUAUAUAUUAUUUUAAUUGCUGGUGAAUUGACCAUAGGGAUUUGGGGAAAUGGAUUCAUUGUACUAGUUAACUGCAUUGACUGGCUCAAAAGAAGAGAUAUUUCCUUGAUUGACAUCAUCCUGAUCAGCUUGGCCAUCUCCAGAAUCUGUCUGCUGUGUGUAAUAUCAUUAGAUGGCUUCUUUAUGCUGCUCUUUCCAGGUACAUAUGGCAAUAGCGUGCUAGUAAGCAUUGUGAAUGUUGUCUGGACAUUUGCCAAUAAUUCAAGUCUCUGGUUUACUUCUUGCCUCAGUAUCUUCUAUUUACUCAAGAUAGCCAAUAUAUCGCACCCAUUUUUCUUCUGGCUGAAGCUAAAGAUCAACAAGGUCAUGCUUGCGAUUCUUCUGGGGUCCUUUCUUAUCUCUUUAAUUAUUAGUGUUCCAAAGAAUGAUGAUAUGUGGUAUCACCUUUUCAAAGUCAGUCAUGAAGAAAACAUUACUUGGAAAUUCAAAGUGAGUAAAAUUCCAGGUACUUUCAAACAGUUAACCCUGAACCUGGGGGUGAUGGUUCCCUUUAUCCUUUGCCUGAUCUCAUUUUUCUUGUUACUUUUCUCCCUAGUUAGACACACCAAGCAGAUUCGACUGCAUGCUACAGGGUUCAGAGACCCCAGUACAGAGGCCCACAUGAGGGCCAUAAAGGCAGUGAUCAUCUUUCUGCUCCUCCUCAUCGUGUACUACCCAGUCUUUCUUGUUAUGACCUCUAGCGCUCUGAUUCCUCAGGGAAAAUUAGUGUUGAUGAUUGGUGACAUAGUAACUGUCAUUUUCCCAUCAAGCCAUUCAUUCAUUCUAAUUAUGGGAAAUAGCAAGUUGAGGGAAGCUUUUCUGAAGAUGUUAAGAUUUGUGAAGUGUUUCCUUAGAAGAAGAAAGCCUUUUGUUCCAUAGAGACCCCUAAAGAGUAUCCUGACUACAAGGAUGAAAGAAAUCA